Messenger RNA from Penaeus vannamei (Pacific white shrimp), 1234 nucleotides. The record is from RefSeq and is a predicted model, not a curated record. NCBI's taxonomy places the organism in Eukaryota, Metazoa, Arthropoda, Malacostraca, Decapoda, Penaeidae.
GUCAGUCAGCGCUGCAGGUCGCCGCCCGCUACGGGGCCGGGAACGUGGUGCAGGCCCUGCUGAGCCGACGCGCUGAGGUCGACUCGUCAGACAACUGGGGGAAGACGCCCUUGCACGAGGCAGCGUGGUACGGGCAGGAUGACGUGGUCAAAAUACUUUUGCAGAACAAUGCCAGCUUCGCCCUUCACGAUAAAUCAGGGAAGGUGCCUCUGCACGAAGCCGUCUGGUUCGGGAGGACGGCAGUGGUCCAGGCGCUCCUGGAGCACGGGGCAGAUGUGAACGCCGUCGACGAUAAUGGACUGACGCCCCUGCACUACGCGUCGGAGCUCGAGAGCGCUAGGAUCUUGGAGACCCUGCUCGACGGCGGCGGGGAGCCCAACGCAAGGGACAAGGAAGGAAUGACACCCCUUCAUUACGCUGCCUGGUUCGGACAUGAGGAAGUGCUGACAGUUUUACUCAACCAUGAGGCUGACAUGACCGUUCAGGACUUACAAGGUCACACGGCACUUCAUUAUGCUGUAGAACACGGAGAACUGGGAGCAGUGAAAGUCCUGUUGGAGGCAGGGGCCGACAUUGACGCCCAGGACAAUAAUGGGAACACAGUGGUCCACCUGGCAUGCCGCAGUCCCGAACCUUUGCUCAUGGUGCCGCUCCUCCUGCUGCGCUGCCCCCGCCUCACCGCCCGCAAUGUCAUAUAUAAAACCGCUGCAGACGUCGCCCUGGAUGACGGACUUAGUCACUUGGCAACACUGAUUGACGCCCAGAGUCGAACCCCGUGCGGUGUGGAGGGCGCCUCGUGGCGGUGAGCGGGGGGGCGCUGGCUGUCACCCCCCUUCAGCCCCUCACCUGUAACUCCAGCUGGGCGCUCGCCACGCGCUCGCUCGCGCACGAGGACUGCUGGCACAGGGGGCAGCUGUACCGCCACUGGGCCAGCUGGUACGACGGGUGUCGCGAGAGCAAGUGCGUCCACGGACAUUUAUUGCAGGAACCAUAUACAGGUACUUCAUGUUGCCAGGUCGGGGAGGACGUGUACCCCGAAAAUGCCACGUGGAGCCAGGGCUGUCACCAUUAUCGCUGCACUUCCGGUAACGCCACUGCGAUAGCGGUGCUGACAGAGGACGUUAUUUUUUACUGCUAGUAAAUUCACUAAAUCCAGUGUUGUCUCUACUGAAAAGCCAAGCUGCUCUCGAGGGAAAAAUGUUUACGCCGAUGGCGAGACUUGGCCGGAGGGUUG